Messenger RNA from Betta splendens (Siamese fighting fish), 3898 nucleotides. It is a transcript of the gene ndnfl, whose product is annotated as neuron-derived neurotrophic factor, like. Gene Ontology annotation, biological process: extracellular matrix organization. The transcript has 6 exons. The record is from RefSeq and is a predicted model, not a curated record. Bases 953 to 2689 code for a protein of 578 amino acids. NCBI's taxonomy places the organism in Eukaryota, Metazoa, Chordata, Actinopteri, Anabantiformes, Osphronemidae. Gene Ontology annotation, molecular function: protein binding.
GUCCGUGUAGGCUAUUAUCCGGUACAGCAGCGGACUAAUUGUAGCGCUGAAAUCCGGCGGGCCGAGACCCCCAGAAGAGGAUGCUUAACACAUGGUUGUCAUAAACACAGCCCCCUGCAUAAUGCAUGGCUUCUGGAGUUUGUCCGUUGAUGGCGCGGUUGAUCAAUUAUUAAACGGCGGCAAAGGGGGGGAGCUGCGGGAUCAAAGGAAAUAUUCAGGCCAGUCAUGGGAGCGGGGAGACGGAGGGAGCGACCGGAUGUGAGAGUCGCCCAGGCCUGGAGUCCGCUGCAGGUCUGACAGAUGUCGGACAGAUGUCUGAGGACAAACAGGCCAGCGACCUCAGCGUCAGCCCCCUCACACUCACCCACUCGCUCCCUCACUCUCAGAUUGCACACGCAGAUACGCAAACACGCACACAAUCACACAUGAGCCCAUUUGAAUUGCAAGUGAGCUCUGUUCACCAGCAGGGAAGGUAAACAGAGGGAACAAGUGAAAAGAACAGGAGGUGGGAGAAGAGUGACAGAGGCAACGGCAGGAGAGGGGCAUAGAGGAUUCGGUGUCCGGAUGACAUUCGCACAAGCCCCCACGUGUGAAGGACCCAGACACAGGGAGGAAGAGUGAGGAGCGAGCCUCUGGGACCUGGCGCUGCACCGGGGCACGCAGGAGCUGGGACAGCCCCGAAGGGACACCUUAGCCCUCCUGAAGUGGGGAAUGAGCAGCCGCCCAUGGGAAAAGGAGUGAGUGGAACACCCAACAACCUGCUGUCGCUCCUCCUCUCUCCGCGGCCGGAUCUCAUCCUCCUCUCCUCCUCCUCCUCCUCCUCCAUCCAUCGCUCCCUCUCUCAUUUGAUCCCAUCUCUCACUCCCUGCGCCCGAGAGGGAGAGCGUGCACGGAGAGAAGAGCCCGGGAGUCAUCGUCCGAGACGUGACUGAGCACGGCCGACGCCAGAGCGAUGGCGCCCACGUCCCUCUGCUGGUGCCUCGGCGCGGCCUUGGCGCUGUUUGGGCCGUGUUCGGCCCUGGCGCCCGAGAACGAGGUGCCGCUCCGGCCCACGGCGUGGUUACAGGACGGGAAGAUCACCUCCAUAACGCUGCCCAAAGGACGAACCCGCAGACUAUACUUCACGCUGAAGAAGAAGGCGCCGGCGCUGUCCGUGACCGUCAGCCCCUGUGACCUGCCCAUCGAAUGGAGCCUGGCCGCCCGCACCCUGAAGGACAGACCCCUCAAAAGUCUGCAGUGGAGCUCCAAGAAGAGUGCGCCUGAGAUGUGGUGGCGAGGUCCCGGCGCCGAGGACAAAAUGCACAGCUUCGCCGGCGAUACCGUGGACACCUACCGGGGUCCUUCCCGCCCCCACGCAUCCAUCUACAUCCUGAGGCUGCGCUGCAAACAGGGGGCCACCAGAGCCACGGCGCACCUCCACGAAGGCCCGGGGCCCUCGGGCGCCUUCCCGCUGCUGCCCGCUGAUGCCCAGGUCCACACGCUGGGCGUGGGCAUGAGCAGCGUCACCCUCAGCUGGGCGCCCAGCGCCUCCAUGACCCGCCUGCCGCCAACGCAAAAGGCUUACGACUACUGUGUUCUGGUCAACUCCCAGCGAAAUUACCCCAGCCUUUGUGGGGCCCAAGAGGGCAGGAGGCGAGAGACAGACCAGGCUGAAGAUGAGAAGGAAGGGAGGAGGAGGGUGACGGUGUGGCCAAUCUUGAAGGAGUGGUGGUGGCAGCAGUGGGACGCUUAUCCCGAACCCCAGACUGCACCUUCCUCCCCCACCGAUGACUACGCCGACCUCCAGUGUGCGUGUCAGGGCACAGAGAGCGUGUGCACCGUCUCCGAGCUCCUGCCCGACACCCAGUAUUACUUUGACGUCUUCGUGAUGGACCGGGUGAACGGGACCAGCGCGGCGUACAGGGGGGCGGUGGCCCGGACGCACGAGGAGGCCCGGCCGGCCAUCACCGCGCUCAGGGAGGGGGAGCUGCGGUGGGUGACCUUCCCCGACACGGGCGCCACCUCGGAGCAGUUCUUCAGCUUCCGCCCUCGAGGCUGGCAGCAGAGUGGCCUCCUCACCCUGCAGAGCUGCAGCGGAGGCGAAAAGGUCAAGGUCACGGUGUCCAGCAGAGGCCGAGUGUUGAGCUCGCAGCCUGUGGGGGGAGAUUUAGUGCACAUUUGGCUCCAGGGAAGCCCUUCUUAUCUCAUUCACUUAGAGAGGGCGCUUAUUAGCUCAAGCCAGCUAGCUGCUGCUAAACACCCACUGAGAACAGGAGGUCUGACGGCGUCAGUCAAAAUGCAGACCUCCUCCGCCUACCACCGCAAAGGGGUCCCAUCUCUGCCCUCCACCUUGCAAAUCAAGUCCUUCAACCGGUUGCGUGGAUGCAACAGCGUCACCCUGGCCUGGAUGGGCACCGAAGAACGAAGCCUGUACUGCGUGUACCGCAGGAAGCUCGGAAAGCACGAGGGAGAGGCCGGGGAGGGGUCGGCUCUCACUGCGCCCUGUCUGGGGCCAGAAUCCCGCUCAGACACCGAGCGCGUUCUCUGCAAGUAUUUCCAAGAGCUGAAUCCUCGGCGGGCCGUCACCACGGCUGUGAUCGGGGGCCUGGAGCCGGGGAUGGCCUAUGUGUUUGAUGUGUAUCUAAUGAGACGCUGGGGGAUCCCGAUCAAAUACGCCAGCAAGAUGCUGAAGACCAGAAAGGAAUGCUGAGCUGCUGACCUCUACAGGCGACUCGCAGACUGAAUCGCAGUUUGGAGGGGAAUGCAUCUGUCAUGGACGUACUGCAAGGACUGACCAUGAGAACGAAGCGGCUUGACUGUUGUGGAGAGACUGUUACCAUAACAAGGAAAAAUUCCCUCUAGAGGAGCAGUGGCAUUCAAGCCCCAUUUGCAAUAUUCUUGCAAGUGGACGGAAGCAUACGAGGAUCCGCACACCAGCAAAAGUUCAUAACAUUUACUACAGAACUCUCAUGCUUUUGUCAUUUCGUUUUUUAUUGUUGAUCAUGAUAAUGAUGUGCCAGUCGUCCAAGUGCUUAUUUUGUGUGCGAGUACAAAGGACAGCUGAGGCUUGUGAUGACAGGGAGUCAAAAAACAAAAACAACAACUGAGACUGUGCCAAAUAUGCGACACAAACAGAUGGGGCAAUAAUUGGACAACAUCUGAUGGGGGGGGGGGGGGGGGGGUUGCACUGUAUAUCUCCAGUGCGGAAUAUUGUACAGGCUUCUAAACACAGAUGGGUGCAAUCUACAGCUGCUUAGUUCAAAGUCAGUGUGUAUCUUUGUGUUCUGCUUUCGCAUGAAGCAGUGAGAAAUACUUAGUGACUUGCUUCAUUGUCUUUGAUGUAUUCUUGUGCUGCUUCAGACACUCAGACGCUAAUAAAUACGAGGGUAUCUGUAGGUUCUCGACUCUUUGCUCCAUGUUUACGGGACUAUCAUUUUGGAUUACGGAUUACCAGAUUGUCAUCAGAGCGUUUCCACCUUUUUUGUAUAAUGUGGCUUUGUGCAGUCCAGUAGCUACUCAUUUGUGCAGGUAAGUACUGCUGCUAAAGUUCCACAAGGAGAAUGUGACUGUUGCUUAGAGUAGCCCUACCAUAGAUUUAGGAAAUAAUCCAUUUACCAAAUAUGGAUUACACAGAAUUAUUAACCCACAUAAAAUAAAACGAAGCCGUUCUUUUUUUAACAACAACUGUUUGGUAUUGUUCAUUGUUUUCAAUAUAAACAAAUAAAAAGUCUCAAAGACAAAAAGAUGAGCCCUCUCUGACUCAAAACAACCUUUCCUGGAUAUUUCCUGACUAUAAUGGCAUGUGUUGUUUCUUAAAAAUAAUUCAGCCCAUUCAGUAAAAUAAAAUAAAAUAAAAUAAAAUAAAAUAAAAUAAAAUAAAAUAAAAUAAAAUAAAAUAAAAUAAAAUAAAAUAAAAUAA